GGGAGGCCGGCGGUGGAGGCCGACAGGCGGUGGCGGAGCAGUCUGAGGGAAUGCAGGCGGCGGGCGCCAAGAUGGCCGCCGCUGGUACAGCUGCUGCGGCCGGACGGGUGACGCGUCACUGUAUCUUAAUUUUAAACGAUGCACUUCCCUUUCUAGAAAGUGUCUGUAUAAAACCCAUCCCGGUUUAACAAUUCACAGGUUGCGCUUUCAGAACCAGGCCAGGUGCAGUUGUAAAAAGCAGCAGUCAAUUGAGGGUCCCGGUGCGAUGGCAAGGUCAGGUGACUGCAGCUGCAGUGACAGAAAGCACAAAACCUCAAAUUCAGCCAGAAGCGCGGAAACCUAAAACAGGAAUCUUGAUGUUAAACAUGGGAGGUCCAGAACGGCUGGAUGAUGUGCAUGAUUUCUUACUUCGUCUCUUCCUGGACAGGGAUCUGAUGACGCUUCCAGUUCAAAAUAAAUUAGCACCAUUCAUUGCCAAACGCCGCACACCAAAAAUCCAGGAGCAGUACAGCAGGAUUGGAGGUGGAUCACCAAUCAAGAAGUGGACAGCAGUCCAGGGAGAAGGCAUGGUGAAACUGCUGGACAGCAUGUCUCCUCACACCGCACCUCACAAAUACUACAUUGGCUUCCGCUACGUCCAUCCUCUGACAGAAGAAGCGAUUGAAGAGAUGGAGAAGGAUGGCAUUGAAAGGGCUAUUGCUUUCACGCAGUACCCACAGUACAGUUGUUCUACCACAGGAAGCAGUUUAAAUGCCAUUUAUCGCUACUAUAAUAAAAAAGGGGAGAAGCCAAAGAUGAAGUGGAGUAUAAUUGACCGAUGGCCCACACAUCCCCUUCUUAUUCAGAUGAUAAAACUGAAGGAAGGCAAGGUGGAACUUCCCACACUGUGUGACGUUCCCCUGACAAGCUGCCCAAGUGGGAUGCUGUCCUGGGAUGUAACAUUGUUAUGCACUCUCCAUGCCCCUGUGCCCUCAUGCUUCACCGAUCACAUACAGAAGGAACUGAACCUGUUUCCGCCCGAAAAAAGGAAAGAUGUUGUCAUCCUCUUCUCUGCUCACUCGCUGCCCAUGUCUGUAGUGAACCGUGGUGAUCCAUAUCCUCAGGAAGUGGGAGCUACUGUCCAGAGAGUCAUGGAGAAGCUGAACUACUCCAACCCUUACAGGCUUGUGUGGCAGUCCAAGGUUGGACCCAUGCCUUGGCUUGGUCCACAGACAGAUGAGACCAUUAAAGGACUGUGCCAAAGAGGAAAGAAGAACAUGUUGUUGGUUCCUAUAGCAUUUACGAGUGACCACAUUGAAACACUUUAUGAACUGGAUAUUGAGUAUGCCCAAGUUUUAGCGAAUGAGUGCGGAGUUGAAAAUAUCAGAAGAGCAGAGUCUCUUAAUGGAAAUCCACUAUUCUCCAAGGCUCUGGCAGACUUGGUCUGUUCACAUAUCCAGUCGAAUGAAAUCUGCUCAAGGCAGUUAACCCUCUGCUGUCCACUCUGUGUAAAUCCCAUCUGCAGGGAGACAAAAGCCUUCUUCACUAAUCAGCCACUGUGAUGGGCAGCCUAGGAGAGCACCCCGGAUUAUACAGGAAAAUUGCCCUGGUGAAGCUGUGCAAAGGAAAGAAACCGCUUGACUAAACUCUCCUCUGUUACAUGCUCACCGGGCUGGUAGUCUCAGUGAUGUUAACCUCAUGUAACAGUAAGGAGAGCUUGACUUUUUUGUUUUGUUUUUUUUUCUUAUGUUUUCUUUGUUUGAGAAGAGUUUGUAAGAAGUAGGGAAAUAAGGGCAUUUAUCCUGCGAGAUGUGAAAAUAUUUUGUUUCAUCUGAUUCUCAUUGGGCUUGGCAUGAGCCCGUAAGUAUGCACUGAAAAACGUAAAAAAAAAAAAUAAUCUACUAAUUAGCUUCUGUUUCCUAUGCAGGGAUUUAUUUGUAUGCAAUUUUGUUACGAGUGCAUUAAUUUCAGCUUUCCAGCUCAAGCAUACAAUUGUUUGUUUUGUUUAUGCUUAAGGUACAGUUUAACCAGCAUCAUCACCGAUUGUCUCUUGUGAGAGUGAUUUUUCAGAUGGGUUGGAAGAUCAAGUGACUUCUAAUGCUUUUUAAAUAAUGUGUAUAUUUUUUUAGAACAUGAAGAUAAGGCUUUGGUUUGUUUUGGGGUUUUUUUCUCCUGCCAGAAACUUCUCAUGAAAGUUUAGCUGGGGUAGUGGAAUGCACAAAUUUGUCUACAUUUUCUAGAAAAAACACUCAUUAUCUGUAGGAAAGCCUCUGGAUUUGAAGACCAUAACAUGAAAGGAAUAAACCUGAUGGGUGGCGCUGAAAAACAUGCUUGGUUGAAACAAAUUAUCUGUUUUAAAUCUAGCUGCUAUCAGCAGCACGUUUGGGAACAUGUUGGUUUAUCCUUUAAGCCAAGUGGCUUUUUAAAAUUAUUAUUGAAAAGGGCUUUCUCUGUUUGGGUGGUUAAGUAAAUUUAGGAAAUCAGGCUUGCUCUCCAGAAGGUUUAUAAAUCUCUGUGCUUUCUACUGUGCCACGGUGCUGUGGUUUUUGUGGGAUACUUGCAGAGGUACAAUUGAUCUAGCUUAAUUGAUGUUGUUUAAAACUGAGAUCAUAAGUCAGGAGUAAUUUACAUUGCAGAUGCCCAAGAGCAGGCAGCCACACAGGCUGACGGCUGGGUGCUUAUGCAUACCUUUGUCAAAAGCCAGAUUUUGUCUGUUAGAUUUUUGGCACUGACGUGGGCCGGGAGUAUGCACUCAUAAGCCAGCUAAACUUCUUGCUUGUUUUGGCAGGUGUUUGGGUGUGUCGGGACUGCUGAAUCCAUGCCUAAGUAGUGGUAGUUUUGUGGAGUGAAAAACUCUUUUUUUAGGGCAGUAUUCCCUCACUGUCAGCACCAGGACUGGUGUCCAGGUUAGUCUUGGGAUAGGAGGGGGCUUUUCUGAAAGGCUGGUCACUGCACUGCAUGCCUGAGCUUGGCACUUGAAGUAGUUCAGGGCAGAAGUACUGCAGCACCUCAGUCAGUGGUCCUCUUGCACAGGGACCUCUCCUCCUGGCUGGGGCAAAGGAGGAGCAAAGCUGUGACAGUGUUCUGUGGGACUGAGCCAUACGUGUAUUAGUCCAGCUGUCGACUUCAUGGAUAUAAAUGUUUACUUUAUGUAAUUAGCACUGAAACGCCAGUACUUUGGCAAUGCACGUUGUUUUCUGUAAACUGAUGAUUCAGCUAAUCGUGAUAUUUGAGAAGCAGAUGCCAUGCUGCUCAGACUGCUUUAUUUGCUUAUGUAAUUAUGAGGCUUGAACAGUUUGAACCUCUAAUCUUUCAAGGAUAGGGUUGUUUAAAAGAAGAUAGGUCUCUGUUGGUAUGACAGGUUUAUCUGGUUCAAAGAAUUAAACAUGGGAUACUAAAGAGAUGGAUGGAUGUGUUGAGCAGCCAGUGGGCCAAGUACUGCCAUGGAGCGAUCCAAGUCCUACUGCACAGCCUUGCCAGGGCCUGUGGCCUAAUGUGUCAUGAGAGUUGCUUGCCGUGUCUCCGCUGCCAUACUGCAGCUUCCCACUGUGACUAUGGUGAGACAGACUUAAAUUCCUUCAGUGCCAGAACCUCCUAUGUCACUGCUUUCCCUUGUUGCUUUAGCAGAAAGAAGUCUUCCUUGACCUUUCAUACCUGUGCCUGUUUCAGUGGCAGGGAGCCAGAAGGUGGGACUUCUGUUCUCCCUUUCUCCCUUAAUUUUUGGCCUCUGCUCGCUGCGUUGGUAGGGAAAAGGAACGCUUGCUCUUGCUCAGGUGUAGGUAGGGUUAGCAUGUGUUUGGAGGGGUGAAGUUUUCACGGAAAGCCUUUGAGUCAAUGUCAAAAGAAUAAAAAUGUCUGCAUUAUGUCUGGGAAGGGAACACUGGCCUUAUGUCUCUUGCUGGACAAAGAACUUUCUCUGUUCCCAUUUCUCUGCUUGGCAGUGAAAACAAUCUGUUUUGUAAAAUCUUCCUACCUAUGCCUUUUUCCUACCAGCUGAAGGGUAUACUGACCUUCAAAUCCAGGUUGUGACCAGCACAUUUGGAAGUGUGGCUGAAGCUGGAAGUGAAGGUUAACUUUGUAUGAACAUUGCGAUACUAUAAAUAUAGAUUGGCUUUUUAUUUCCAUACUGGAAAGAGGACUGAAAAUAUUAGCCGGCACUAAUUACAAGGCAUUACGUUUGUCCUCAGUAAUAAAAGGUUUUUAAAAUUCUUUUUAGUAUGCUAACCACAAGUGAGGUAAUUACUAAGCCUAUUGCUGCUCUUAGACCAUGAUGUAGAAAUGAUUUAAUUUUUUAGCUUUUUGCAGAUGGAUCUCAUCUCGUAAGAGUUGGUGGCGUUCUUCAUUUUGCUGAACAGGUCGUGUAAUACCAUUUCAUGCUAUAUAACACACAUUAUUUUGUCUUAGUGCAGCACCAGAAGCCUGUUGAAAAACUACCUGAGCAAGUUCACUAGCAGCUCUGCUUAAUAUUUUUAAUAGAAAUCAAGAUAACAGUGAGACUGAUAACAGUGGGAAUUCUGCUGCCAUUGAAAUCUUCUAAUCCUGGUCUUUCUGUUUAGGAGCAUUAAUGACUAUGCUAACUAAUAGUGGAAUUCAUUUGACUUUACUUCUGAUUCUUCCAAUCUAUGUGCCAACAUCUGAACUGGUCUCCUAGAUACUAUUUCUGGUCAAAAGAUUGGUUUAGUAUGUGUUUUUGAGAAAUUACUCAUCUCUCAAAGCAGAUGCCUGCAACGAGUUGGAUGAGUUUCACUCUGUUGCUGCCUCUGCCCGUGAAGGGAGCAUGGUGUGCUAAUUUGGCAGUAGUUAGCUACAUUGCGUGUCUAGUAUGAGGAGAGAUGAAACCCAUCCAUUUAUGUGCCUUCUUCAGCACUCUGCCAGUGAUCUGUAGCAGCUGCAUUUGGAGAUUGCAGUCUUGAUCCUACAGUUAAGCAUGCAGUUUGCUCCUCUGGCAGAUGUUAAACAUUUGGUGCUACUGACUUGGGAGCCAGUCUUGUCAGAUCCCGAGCACUUUCUGCUCUGGUUGAAUUGAUUUGAGCAUGUGGAAGUGUCAGCAUCUGGGAGACUGUAGUCCUCAGGCAAUAAUCUAGUUGGAUUUUUUUCAUCAUUAAUUACACUUUUUUGCAGUACUUUAUUUCAUUUGCAAAUGUUUACUAUUUACAUAUGCCCUGACAAGAAGCAGCCGGUUGGAAGUGAGCUUAACUGAUGUGUUGAAGCAGCAUUGUGUCCCAAGGUUUUGUUGGUACAAGCAGGGUCCUUAGGCUGGGCUUGAGCAAUGAAGGGUUGCGGGGACGGUGCAGUGUCACUGUCCCCUUGCCCAAGCUGCUUGGUCUUACUCCUGCUAGUACUGCAUGCUGUUUGCAGUGCAGGCAGACAAACAGCUGCUCAACUGAGACAGUGUCUGAAAAUAGGAACGAGAACUGGGGAGUGAACUCUUCACACCAGUGCUCCCAGUGCUGUGGAGCCCUGGCCUGAGGAUAUUGAUUGAAAAAUAGAGGAGUUCAGAAGCAAAGCCCUUGGUGCCCUAAGGAAAAAAGGGGGAAGUAAAGGUGUUUGCAAAUGGAAUGUUUUGAAGGAUUUGUUCAUGAUGAGGCUGUUCUGAUUUAACUCUCUGCAAUUUUGCUUUUUUCCUUUUUUUUUUGUUUAGUUGAAGUUUUUCUCUUUUGGAAUUUAUAAAAUCUUCCUCAUUCCUGGCUGCGUUUUAGAAAAUGUGAUAGCUUCCAAAAGUGGUGCUCUAGUAUUAGAAGGUGUGUGGAUAGUGUCUGUGAGCUAACAUCCUGUUACCCCUGGAGAAGAGGAUGGUACAGUUGAGUCCAGUGGGGCUGGGAUUUUCCUAGGGAUAUCUGAAAGCUCACUUUUAUUUUCCCUUUCUACCACACACAGAGAGUUGGAAAUCAAUAUGACAAGAUGCAAGAAAUAGAGAAGUUACUUUUAUUUUUUAAUGCCAGAUGUGUACAAAUACUUGCUUUUAGUCCAACAUAGGUCUUUCAGAUUGAACAAGGACUUCCAUGUAAUGUAACACAAAAAAUUUGUAUAACUUUACUGUGUAUCAUUUGCCAUAAAGAUGGAAUUUCAAUUAAAUUUUUUGGAAGAAAUAA
This is a messenger RNA of Falco peregrinus (peregrine falcon), 6071 nucleotides long. It is a transcript of the gene FECH, whose product is annotated as ferrochelatase. Gene Ontology annotation, biological process: heme biosynthetic process. The transcript has 13 exons. Gene Ontology annotation, molecular function: protoporphyrin ferrochelatase activity. NCBI's taxonomy places the organism in Eukaryota, Metazoa, Chordata, Aves, Falconiformes, Falconidae. Bases 357 to 1541 code for a protein of 394 amino acids. The record is from RefSeq and is a predicted model, not a curated record.